This is a messenger RNA of Tripterygium wilfordii, 685 nucleotides long. RefSeq lists its product as uncharacterized. The record is from RefSeq and is a predicted model, not a curated record. The transcript has a single exon. NCBI's taxonomy places the organism in Eukaryota, Viridiplantae, Streptophyta, Magnoliopsida, Celastrales, Celastraceae. Bases 130 to 384 code for a protein of 84 amino acids.
AAUUGCGAAUUCGUCAAUCGCGGCUCUCUUUUACGUCCCUUCGCCAUCUGGACCCAAUUUGUGGGUCAAACGCCUCCCAAUCAUCUUCAACCUCUAAAUCGACGUCGUUCCAUUCUCGAAUCAACAAGAAUGGAGAAUAACAGCGCCAAUGCCACCGCCGACGCUACAGCAGCCGCCGUCGGCAAUGCCAACAACACCAGCAUCAUAUCGCGUGAGUCACUGGAUUCUUUGGCGAGCUGGGUGAGUGCGACCGUGAUCUCCGCGUUCUUCUCUUCUCUCGAGCGCUUUUCGUGCGUCAAUCUCAGUACCACCGACCCCGACGACUCUGACUCCGACGAGGGUCCACUCGCCCCUGUCGAUGACGUUGGCAAGCUCCCGGUCUGAUGAUCUUUUGCCCUCUUACCAUUUCCCUCAGUAUAUCUUAUCAUCAAUUCUCCAAUUUGCUAUGUGAAGUCUAGGGUUUUCAUGGAGCUGGCCCAGCUAAGUCUGUGAUGCAUCUUUUUCCAGUAUUCUUAUAUAAUUUCUAUUUGUUAAUAACCAUAAAAAGUAAAGGUUUCUUCUUGUUUGUUUGAUCUUCUAAAAACGUUAAGACUUUUUUUUUGUUGGAAUGCCUUGUGUGAAUUGGGGAUUACCUUUUGUGUUCAAACAGAAAUUUCAUGGUUGCCAUCUCUACAAAUAUUGGUUU